UUCCAAUUUAAAAUGGCAAAGGCUAUUGUGCUCCUCUCUGCUCUUUGCAUUUUGGCCCUUGCCAAUUUUGCACAUUGCCGCCCUGAAGUUUUUGAUGUUGAAGGAAAGGUCUACUGUGAUACUUGCCGCGUUCAAUUCGAAACAAAACUCAGCGAGAACCUUGAAGGUGCAACUGUGAAGUUGCAAUGCAGGAACAUCAGCACAGAGGCUGAGACGUUUUCAGUGGAAGGUGUGACUGAUAAAGAUGGCAAGUACAAAUUAACCGUUAAUGGAGACCACGAGAACGAUAUUUGCGAGGUGACAGUUGUGAAAAGCCCAAGGGAGGACUGCAAAGAGAGUGUGUCUGGAUAUGAAAAGGCAAGAAUUGAGUGUAGUGACAAUGUUGGUAUCCACAAUGCUGUGAGAUUUGCCAAUCCACUUUUCUUCAUGAAGGCUGAGUCUGUUCAAGGAUGCAAAGAAGCUCUUGAUGAGUUGGGUUUAUUCCCCCUUGAAUUCUAAAAAAGUCUUUUUCUUUUUU
Messenger RNA from Solanum lycopersicum (tomato), 517 nucleotides. It is a transcript of the gene LAT52, whose product is annotated as anther-specific protein LAT52. The record is from RefSeq and is marked validated. Lineage: Eukaryota; Viridiplantae; Streptophyta; Magnoliopsida; Solanales; Solanaceae.